AUGGUGAGGAAAUUACCCCUCGAUAACAUUCAAGACUCUCCGACUAGUGAGACCUUCUUGCAUCCGGGGGACUCGCAGAACUCGGAUGCGAUAUUGGUCGCCUUGGAUAACUUGAAAGCAUAUGCAGCGAAGGUGGCGGGCGAAGGUGGCAAGCAAAAAGCGAUACAAUUGGAACUUGUAUUAGAAGAAGCCGACGAACCUGACCUUGGUCUCCAAGGCUCUCCUGCCACAACCCCUAUACCUCCUAUCUCUCCUUACGCACCGACACUGACCGAGCAGUCACGCACUAAGGGCAUACUCUCCAGCAUGGACGAGAGAUCGAGAGUCGCCGUCCUCGUGGACAACGCGGACUUCUCGGUACAGCAAGUAAUGGAUGUCAUCACGAAGAUCGUCACAAACUCCCCCCUGGGGCUCUCGGAAGAGAUUCACCGCGUCCUACUCUUCACUGGGCAUCCACAUAUCAUGGAAUAUGUUCGAUGGACGUUGGGGUUCAAGUCUGAUGUAAUUCGUGGGAGGGUUGUUCCACAGCUUUUGUCGAAUGAGCGGGAGGAGCUCGUUGACCUCUAUGAAAGAUAUGAGUGGAAUUCCAUGGUUGCACCCCUGCUUGACGCGAUAAUUGGGCCCGCAAUAUCAGAUCUCCCAGCUGAUUGUCAAGAACCUAUCGACAUGGACCGUAAUUCCUCCUCUGAACCGUCAUCUUCCACGCAAUCUUCAUUCUCCACAAACUCCUCGUGCUCCAUGCAGUUUUCGUCCUCAGAUUCUAACAUCAGUUCCCCCCCGUCGUGCAAUCAGGACAGGGAACCCGUAGGAUGUGACAUCCUCGCCUCUUAUCCCUACUACAUCACCCUCGACCACCCUUAA
Molecule: messenger RNA, 861 nt
Organism: Marasmius oreades (fairy-ring Marasmius)
Lineage: Eukaryota; Fungi; Basidiomycota; Agaricomycetes; Agaricales; Marasmiaceae
Exons: 2
Coding region: 1-861 (286 amino acids)
Source: RefSeq, a predicted model, not a curated record